Messenger RNA from Salpingoeca rosetta, 2667 nucleotides. RefSeq lists its product as uncharacterized. The record is from RefSeq and is a predicted model, not a curated record. NCBI's taxonomy places the organism in Eukaryota, Choanoflagellata, Craspedida, Salpingoecidae. Gene Ontology annotation, biological process: protein K48-linked deubiquitination. Gene Ontology annotation, molecular function: cysteine-type deubiquitinase activity; K48-linked deubiquitinase activity. The transcript has 12 exons. Bases 1 to 2667 code for a protein of 888 amino acids.
AUGGCAGAGCCUCUCGACGUGGAGGAGCACCGUGAGCUGUGUGGCGUGACAUGGCCAGAAGACAACCCAGGCGCUCAACGCGCCUACUUCUCACAAGGCUUCAGCUGUGAGCCCGUUCCAGAGGGAAACUGCUUCUUCAAGCAACACGCAAACGGGCCAUGCGGGUUGCUGGCGGGUGUCCAGGCGCUGUUGCUACAGGAGCUGCUGUGGCCGUCGGACGGCUCGCCCUCCAUCGCCAUUGCCGUGGCCACACCAGAUGACGUUCGACAGGCGCUCGUCCGCGCACUCGCCGCACCGCUGCUUCAGGCAAAGCCAACCCCGCAGCAGCCAACAAAGCUGGUGGUGCGGUCCCUUGAGCCGGCGCCACCCUCCGAUGCGCCCGCCACGUGCUUGGCAGACGCGUUUUACCAGCAGCGCCGACCGGUUGUUCUGUCAAUUGACGACGCAGACAAGCUGCGCGCAGCCAUUGCCGCGCGCAUGGGCGAGUUCACCGACGUGGGCGGGGUUGUGCAGUUUAUGUACUCGCUGCUGCUCACGUGUGGCCUAGAGCGCGUGCGCCAGUCCAUGUCCGGCAUCACGUCGCUCGUGUACGCCGACAGCACGUGCGACCAGAUUUUGGUCAACCUCAUCCUCACAGGCGUCCCAAAGGAGGAGAUUGAUGAAGACUCGUGGGCAAGUUGGGACGGCAUGCCACGUGUUGGCUUCCUCACAUCUGAAGAAGCGUUUGUCCCCGCACAGCGCUUCCUCAACCCGCUCUACCCAGUCUGGGUUGCUCACGCUGGCAACCACUACACGGUUGUGUUCUGUGCAGACGAAUCGCUGCUGCAGGUUGUGCCGCCGCCACAGCCGCUCGACCUUGAGGGGCUGGCGCAGGCAGCAGCACUGCAGGACCCGCUCCCUCCCGCCAUCCCGGGACCAGUGGCACAACCACAACAACAACCACAACAACAACAACAACAACAGCAGCAGCAGCAGCAGCAGCAACAACAACAACAGGAUAGGUUUCAGAAUAUGACCCACGCGCUGGACUCGCUUCCAAACGCAACCUUUCCUGUGCGAACAACAAUGCCUGGUGCGCAGGGCCCCAGCACAGCCAUGAACACUGCCGCGGAUACACCUGUGCCACAGCCAAUCACACAGGCGCCGCCCUCGCUGCUACCAUCAACAGCCCAGGCCACCACCACUGCCACGGUCGCCACCACUCCGGUUGCUCCUGCAACAGCGGCAGCGGACGAUCGCAGACACAAUGCUGUGACUGGGACUGCUGGCGGUGCACACGCUAUUGAUGAUGAUGACGACGAUGAUCACGGCGAUGAUGACGAUGAAGAGGAUGAUGAACCCCGAGAGCAGCUGACAUUGUCCACCGCCAGCACGGCAGUCUUGAUCUGCAGAAGCGCUCCGAAAGUGAGCCUGUGUGUCAUUGAGCGACGGUCCGACCAAGACCCUGCGAGCGAUGGAGACGAAACGAAGCGCCACUGUCCCAGAGGUUAUGACACGGCAACACCGACGCUCGCCACUCAAACUUCAAACCUCUCCUUGCAAGACCCGACCAUGGAUGAGCAGCAAGCACUGGAGCUGGCGCUGGCGGCCUCACUGCAAGACAGUCCCGGUGUGUCGAGCCCCUCCUCUUCGUCCACUGACGGCAGGCACAACCCCGUCGUCACCACCAACCCAGGCUGCGCCACCACCGCCGCCGCCGCAACAUUGACAACAGGAGCAGCUGCAGCCACCGGCUUGGCCAGGAUGAUGUCGCAAGGUGCGCCACCCAACGCGUUCACGUUCGACAACACCGCCCAGAACGUCAACGAACACAUCAACAACAGCAGCAGCAGCCACAACGAUAGCCACGGCAGUAUCAACGACGCCAGCACGACAGCUGCUGCAAACAACAGCAGCACGAACACUUUCACCGACAGCGACAACGGCACAAACGCGUUUACCGACAGCGACAACGGGAGCAAUUCCGGACCGCUCGCGCUUCCCCCCAACUUUGACUUUGGGCGAGAUGGUGAUGACUGGAACGUGCACCCGCUGUAUGACAACGCGAGCGACGAUGACGAGGCAAUGCGACAGGCCAUGGCAGCGUCUAUGGCGACAUACCAGCAGGAGCAGGCGAGCCAGCCCGUGGGUGCACAGCCCGUUGCAUACACCAUGCACCACUGCAACGGCCUCAACCGCACAGAUCCCGCGAACAGCGUGCGCGUGUCGACGUUUGUUCUGUAUCCGCUUGGCGGCACCACCUCCGAUCCAGACAACCCGCUCGAGCAAGAGAACCGCAAACGCCGCAUCAAGGAGGUGAUAACCACCCGCACGAAUUCGCAGACGGGCAAGGCCGAGUACAUGGUUGUGUGUCACCCUGAUGGGUGCAUGGAGGACGGGACCAAACGUCCACCGCCUGGGGAGAAGUGGCGCUGUCGCGACUGCCACCUGAAGCGCCCGCCAGUCUACUCUGCGUACAACGACCCGGAGGCAGAGUUCUGCAAGGAGUGUGCACAACACGUGUCCGUGUGCGGGUUUUGCCACUGGGUUGCGGAGGAUGAAGUGUCUGCCGCCGAAUUGAGGGAUUGGCGCAGGAACAACAAACCGCCCAUCUUGGAUGUGCUCGCCCGUCGCUUCCCCAGCGCGGAGGUGGACUUUCAAGGACCAUCGCCAGCCCUCUUUGCAUGA